This is a messenger RNA of Peromyscus californicus insignis, 8725 nucleotides long. RefSeq names its product death inducer-obliterator 1 (gene Dido1). The transcript has 17 exons. Gene Ontology annotation, biological process: DNA-templated transcription; apoptotic signaling pathway. The record is from RefSeq and is a predicted model, not a curated record. Bases 563 to 7360 code for a protein of 2265 amino acids. Gene Ontology annotation, cellular component: nucleus. Lineage: Eukaryota; Metazoa; Chordata; Mammalia; Rodentia; Cricetidae.
AUGAAGCUGGGGGAGGGAUUCAGGUGUGUGGGAACGCAGGGAUGCGCGAAAAAGGGAGGGCAUUCUCCGUCUUGCAGUCCUCCGGGCUCUAGUCCCAAAGGCAAGGCCUCCGGACGUAAGCGAGCGCCUAGGAUUUUGCUCCGCGGACGUUAUAAUCGAGGCCAGAUCAGCGUCAGAACAGCGCUGCCUAGAGCUCGAGAGCGGACUUCGGAGACUCCUGUUUCCUGGGCAGGGACGCCAGGUUUCUGGGCACUCUCGAAGGAGCUUGCUCAGGAAGCAGUCUACACUGUCCCUUUGGUUGUUGGAAGCUCCAGAAUCUUCUCACUGAUGAGCUAAGACUGACAAAGGUGUGGUGAGACUUGGCUAUCUGCUGGACCUGGUUUCCAGGUUUAUUGUUAUAUGUAGGAUUUUUCAGCCAAAGAUUUCCAAGCUUUCAGUUUAGGGACAGGGUUUUCAUUUAAUACCAAUCCUUUCCCUAAGAUGGAACGUGCAAUAAAAUCAUUCAUCACUAGCAUUUAAAUGCUAUUAAAGCCUGGACAGCUAGGAAAAGAAUUCUCAAGGUAUGGAUGAUAAAGGGCACCUGAGCAAUGACGAAGCACCCAAGGCUAUCAAACCCACCAGUAAAGAGUUCAAGAAAACCUGGGGGUUUCGAAGAACCACGAUUGCCAAACGUGAGGGUGCAGGAGACACCGAGGUAGACCCCAGUGAGCAGCCACCACAACAGCAUAGCCUCUCCCUGCGCCGCAGUGGACGGCAGCCAAAGCGUACUGAGAGGGUAGAAGAGUUCCUUACCACAGUUCGCCGCCGAGGAAGAAAGAGUGUGCCAGUCUCCCUGGAGGAUUCCAGUGAACCCACAUCCUCCACGGUCACUGAUGUGGAAACAGCCUCGGAGGGGAGUGUGGAGAGUAGUUCUGAGAUUAGAAGUGGCCCUGCACCUGGCUCCUCAGGGAAGGAACAUCCUGCCUCUUCCGAAAAGGCAAAAGGAGGUGAUGAGGAAGAAGACACCUCUGACAGUGACAGCGAUGGCCUUACUCUGAAGGAACUUCAGAACCGCCUUCGAAGAAAGCGAGAACAAGAACCUGUGGAGAGGCCCCUGAGAGGCAUUCAGAAUCGCCUGCGGAAGAAGCGCCGAGAGGAGGACCCUGCUGAAACUGGGAGUGCCCUAGCGGGCAGUGCUGAUGAGAGUGCACCUCUCUGUAAGCAGGAGCCUGAGGCUAGUCAGGGACCAGUGUCCCAGUCAGAGAAAGAGGACAGAGAAAAUCAGUCAGAGGGGAUAUCAACUCAGGGAAGUAAAGAGGAAGGCCCCAGGGAUGUGGGCAAACCAAAGCCUGAGUGUGAGGUUUACGACCCCAAUGCCCUGUACUGCAUCUGCCGCCAGCCUCAUAACAACAGGUUUAUGAUCUGCUGUGAUCGAUGUGAGGAGUGGUUCCAUGGAGACUGUGUGGGUAUUUCUGAGGCCCGAGGGCGGCUCCUGGAAAGGAAUGGGGAAGACUACAUCUGCCCAAAUUGCACCAUUUUGCAAGUGCAGGAUGAAACCAAUGCCAGUGCCUCUGAUGAGCAGGACCCUGGGUGCAGACCUAUAGGUGCUGAUGGCACAGACUGUACAAGUAUAGGGAUAGUAGAACAGAAGUCUGGUGAAGACCAGGGGAUAAAGGGUAGAAUUGAAAAGGCGGCAAACCCCAGCGGCAAGAAAAAACUCAAGAUAUUCCAGCCUGUCGUAGAGGCUCCUGGUGCUGCUAAGUGCAUUGGCCCUGGGUGUUCCAAUGUAGCACAGCCUGAUUCAGUGUACUGCAGUAAUGAUUGCAUUCUCAAACACGCUGCGGCUACCAUGAGAUUUCUAAGUUCAGGUAAAGAACAAAAACCAAAACCCAAGGAAAAGGUCAAGAUGAAGCCAGAAAAGUUCAAUCUUCCAAAAUGCAGUGUUCAGGCGGGGAUUAAAAUCUCUUCUGUGCACAAGAGACUAGCUUCAGAGAAAAAAGAAAACCCAGUGAAGAAAGUGAUGGUGGCUCCUAGGAGUGAAACUUCAGGGAAGGAGGUAACCUGUGAAAGCACCACACCAUCCUGGGCAAGUGACCACAACUACAAUGCCGUGAAGCCAGAGAAGCCAGAGAAGCCCGAGAAGUCUGAGAAGCCCACUGCACUCUCACCCACCCUAUUGAGUAAAUCCAUGAAGGAAGACAGGAGAGUGGAGGACAGAACAAUGGCAGCAUCUGCAGUCCCAAAGAAGAUGGUUCCUCCAGGCUCCCUGAUGGGCAGACAGACUUCACCUAGAAAUCUUGUUCCAAAGAAGCUUCCUCCUUAUGCUAACGUGGCAGGAGCCAAACCAGCCAUUAAGAAGCUACCCUCAGGCUUCAAGGGUACCAUCCCCAAGAGGCCAUGGCCCUCAGCUACCCCUUCAGGCACUUCUGCCAGGCAGACAGGACCAUCACCUGUGACAGCUGCUUCCAAAAAGUUGCCUGGCUCUGCUGCUGUGGUGGGAGUUAUCAGGAAGCCAAUGUCUGCCAAUGUCCCUGCAGCCUCUCCAGCCCCAGGACGCCUUGGGCCUGUGAGCCCAGCCCCAUCACAGCCCAAUUCACAAAUUCGGCAAAAUAUAAGACGCUCCUUGAAAGAGAUUUUGUGGAAAAGAGUCAAUGACAGCGAUGACUUAAUAAUGACAGAAAAUGAAGUAGGAAAAAUUGCCCUCCACAUUGAGAAGGAGAUGUUUAACUUGUUCCAGGUUACUGAUAAUCGUUAUAAGAGCAAAUAUCGCAGCAUCAUGUUCAACCUUAAGGAUCCUAAGAAUCAGGGGCUCUUCCAUCGAGUUCUUCGAGAAGAAAUCUCCUUGGCAAAACUUGUCAGAAUGAAGCCUGAAGAACUUGUAUCUAAAGAACUUUCCACGUGGACAGAGAAGCCUACAAAAUCUGUGAUAGAGUCCAGGACUAAGUUACUUAAUGAAAGCAAGAAGAACACUGCUAAGCCAGAACCUAUUCCUGACAUGGAAGAUUCUCCACCAGUGUCAGAUUCAGAAGAACAACAAGAAUCAGUAAGAGCUGCGCCUGAAAAGAGCAUGACGCCUCUUCUCGAUGUCUUCAGCAGCAUGCUAAAGGACACGACAAGUCAGCAUCGGGCUCAUCUCUUUGAUUUAAACUGUAAAAUUUGUACAGGUCAGGUUCCAUCAUCGGAGGAUGAACCAGCUCCUAAAAAGCAAAAGCUUUCAGCUUCUGCUAAGAAAGAAGACUUGAAGCCCAAGCAUGACGGCUCUCCAUCUGAUCCAGUUUCUAACUCUGCUGAUGAAGGAAUUGCAGAGACACUGCCUGAAAAUGCCUCUGAGCCAGAACUGGAGAGUGUAUCUAGUCUGAACCAGGAGAGAAAAUGUUUCCCUGGGCCUCCAGGUGAUGGCCAUCCUGAGCCCUCCCCACUGGAUGGCCUCUCUCCCUGCUCUGCCUCUGGUGGGAGUGGGGUGGUUACCACAGUCACAGUGUCUGGCCGAGACCCCAGGACCGCCCUGAGUGGGUCAUGCACAGUCACAGCCUCCACGGCAGCCCACCUGGACAACUCGCACACAUCAGAAACCAAACUGGACAUGCUAAAGCCUGCUUUGACUCCUGCAGUGGUGCCUAAGUCCAUACUGGCUAAGCCAUCCUCCUCUCCUGACUCAAGAUACCUGUCAGUACCACCAUCACCAAAUACGAGCAUUUCAGAAUCACGAUCCCCGCCAGAAGGAGAUACAACCCUCUUCUUGUCUCGACUCAGCACGAUUUGGAAAGGAUUUAUUAAUAUGCAGAGUGUAGCAAAAUUUGUCACUAAGGCAUAUCCUGUCUCUGGGUGUUUGGAUUAUCUCAGUGAGGAUUUGCCUGACACCAUCCACAUCGGUGGAAGAAUUGCCCCAAAGACAGUUUGGGAUUAUGUUGGCAAGCUCAAGUCGUCGGUGUCCAAGGAGCUCUGUCUGAUCCGCUUCCACCCUGCCACAGAGGAGGAGGAAGUUGCCUACAUCUCUCUCUACUCCUAUUUUAGCAGCCGUGGCCGCUUUGGGGUUGUAGCUAAUAACAACAGGCAUGUCAAGGAUCUGUACCUGAUUCCACUGAGUGCUAAGGACCCUGUGCCAUCCAAACUCUUGCCCUUUGAGGGCCCAGGUCUUGAAUCACCACGUCCAAAUAUAAUUCUUGGGUUAGUAAUAUGUCAGAAAGUCAAACGUCCUUCAAGUGCUGGAGAGUUAGAUAAGACAGAUGAAAAGCGGACCCGAGUCCAACAGGAAGAAGUAGAAACUUCAGUCUAUCCCAAAGUAACUGCAGCUUUGCCAUCUGAGAAGAAGCCUCCCAAGUACCAUCUGCACUCUGCAGACACAGCUGCGGGCAGCACUACACCCCCUGGUUCUCCUCCACCCCCUCCUCCUCUUCCUGAACCCCCAGUACUGAAAAUACUGUCAUCCCUCAAGCCAGGGUCCACCAGCACUGUCACAGCACCCACCACAUCAGUGAUCACCACUACAGCUUCCCCUGUCACUUCUGCCACUUCAAAAACAGCUUCGCCUCUGGAGCACAUCCUGCAGACUCUGUUUGGGAAAAAGAAAUCAUUUGAACCCUCCACCAAAGAAUCUGUUGGGUCUACCCUGUCUCCACAUCAGGAUUCCAAGGCCAAGGGGGAGGAUGCCAUGUCAGCAGCUCCUUUGUUGGAUCCAAUUGUUCAACAGUUUGGUCAAUUCUCAAAAGACAAGGCUGUGGAGGAAGAGGAGGAAGAUGACAGGCCCUAUGAUCCAGAAGAAGAGUACAACCCUGAGCGAGCCUUUCAUACGCUGCUUACAGAGCCAGGGAGGCACCAUGACGUGGAAAAUGUCCCUGAGACAGCUGAGAAGGAAGAGGUGGCCUAUGAUCCAGAGGAUGAGACCAUCUUAGAAGAAGCUAAAGUGACCAUUGAUGACCUGCCCAAUCGGAUGUGUGUGAAAGUCAGCUCCAUGGAGAGGCCUGCUGACUUUACCACCGAUGCCACUAAUGCCUCUCUAGUGGAGCAACAGAAAAUGUUAGAAGAGCUAAAUAAGCAGAUUGAAGAGCAAAAGAGGCAGCUGGAGGAGCAAGAAGAAGCCCUUAGGCAGCAGAGGGCUGCUGUUGGUGUCUCCAUGGCACACUUCUCUGUGUCGGAUGCAUUGAUGUCACCACCUCCCAAGUCUUCCCUGGCUAAGGCAGACCUGUUCUCUCAGGAACAGCAGGCCCCUGACCCAAGUCAUGGAGCCCUGGGCGCCAACCACAACUUAGACUCGAGACAGAGUAGGGAUCCGAGGCAGGCCAGGAGGCUGGCUGCCGAGAACAUUGAGAAUGAACCUCUUCCCAGGGCCUCCACAGGAAGCACACCUGGCUCACAAGGCACCCUGCCUGCCAGGGAGACUCCUGCUGCUGGGACUGCAGCAGUCCAGGGCACUGGGCUGACUCCCGAAGCCAAGGAGUCGGUGACUAAUCCCUGGGCUACGGGUGAAAAUGCUGUGUUGAGACCCGAACAUGAUGUCCAGAAGUGCGAGCACCCUGGUAACCCUGUCUCAUUGUCCCUGGACAGCAGCCACUUUUCUACUGCUGGUGAUGGCACAGCCAGGCCAGCUGCACCCCGCAGAGUGCUGCUGCCCACACCCCCUAGCACCACCUUUCCACCCAGCUUCCCUUUGCAACCUGAAGCACAGAAUUUUAGUUCUGGGGGCAGGGAGCCUUUUUCAGGGCCCGUGUUUCUGUCUAAGGAAACAUCUCUUGGCUCAUCCCAAUACGAGGACCCUCGGGGUGCUCAGUCUGCUGGGAGGAGUGAUAGCCCAGUAGCUGAUACUGAGGACAGCAGAGAGCCACAGCUCAGGCCUGGUGAGGGCACUACUCCAUUCCCCCAACCUGGGCAGAGGGGAGGAGGCCCUCAGCCCCAGUUUCCUGGCCAGCGUGAACCUUUACCACGCAAUUUUGGGAUGUCAGGACAUCACGGCCCUAGUUUCCCAGGACCUAGGGGGCCAGUCCCUCCAUUUUCAGAAGAGACUAUUGUUCCUAACAAUGAUGGACCAAGAGGCCCUCCACCUGCCAGAUUUGGGGUCCAGAAGCCACCAAUCCCUUCCUUAUUCUCUGGGCAACAUGGGCCACCUCCCUAUGGGGACAACAGGGGACUCUCACCUUCUUAUCUUGGUGGACCCAGAGGAGGAGCACCCGCUCAAUUUGAAGAACGCAAGGAUCCACAUGGGGAGAAGAGGGAAUUCCAGGACACUCCAUACAACGAGAUGACAGGUGCCCCUGCUCAGUGUGAAGGACCAGAUCAGACCCAGUUCAUGGGGAACAGGGCUCCCUUCCAGUUUGGAGGCCAGCGACGGCCACUCCUGACUCAGAUGAAAGGGCCCCGUGGAGGACCCCCACCGUCUCAGUUUGGAGGCCAGAGGGGACCACCUCCUGGCCAUUUUGUGGGCCCACGUGGGCCCCAUCCUAGUCAGUUCGAAACUUCCCGGGGCCCUCACCCUGGCCAAUUUGAAGGGCCAAGGGGCCAAGCACCAGGUUUCAUGCCUGGCCCCCGGGGUGUUCAGCCCCAGCAGUUCGAAGAGCAGAGGGUGAACUCACCGCCACGGUUUGCAGGUCAGAGGGCACCGGCACCCCUGCCGUAUGGAGGACCAAGGGGGCCUGCACCCUUUGCUGAGAAAAAUGAACAGCCAUCUUCUCGAUUUCACUUUCAAGGCCCGUCUUCACAGCCUGUGAAGCCUCCCCCUCGGCCUCUGCUGGAGCUACCAAGCCACCCUCCUCAGCAUAGGAAGGACCGAUGGGAUGAGGCAGGCCCAGCCACUACCCUGCCUUCCAGUGCUGGGCCUGGGCAGGGCCCCGAGGCUGACGGGCAGUGGGCCACAUCAGAGUUCCGAGAAGGCAAAGGCCAUGAGUAUAGGAACCCGGCUUUUGAAGGGAGACAGAGGGAGCGGUUUGAAGCAGGACCUAAGGAAAAGUCUCUGGAUGAGCCUGAAGCUCCAGGGUUGGAGAGUCGGCAGGGCCGGGCAUUUGAGGAUCGGAGGCGAGAGCGAGAGAGAGGCAGAAACUGGAGUCGAGAAAGAGACUGGGAGAGGAGCCGGGAGUGGGACCGGCAUCGGGAGUGGGACAAAGGCAGGGAUAGGAGCUCCAACAGGGACAGGGAGCGAGACACCGACCGGGCUAAGGAGUGGGACCGGAACCGUGAGAGAAGCAGGAAUCGCGACCGAGACCGGGAAAGGCGGCGAGACCGAGACAGGUCCCGGAGCAGAGACCGAGACAGGGACCGUGAGAGAGCCCGAGACAGGGACCGGGACCGAGGCCGGGACCGGAAGGACCGCAGCAAGAGCAGAGAGAGCCCUCGGGACCUGAAGUCUGAGGCCAGGACCUCUGAUGGGGGCCCUGCCGCAGCCCAGGCCUAGAGGCCAUUGCACUCAGGGCUGGUGAGGACAAAGACCUCGGGUCAGCUGUUAUUAAUAUAGGCUCAGCCUGGCAAAGACCCCUUUAAAAGCCAAGUGCAUAAAAUAUGUUGAGCAAAGAGUUUUUGAAAUAGCUAUGAACUUAGAUGCAGGAUAUAAUAUUCUGGACUUCAGGAAUUACUGUAAUUUUGUGUAUAAUGGUUUGUUACAAAAUUUCCCAACUUUACAAUUCUGAUGUUUUUUUUAAUAACUUAAUAUUUCCAUUUAAAAUUACAGAAAUGGGAAAGUAUCUACAAAAGCAUAUUGCUUUUUUUCAAAUUAUAAAGUUAUCUUUUCCAAUAACUUGACUGGUGUAAGUUUUAAGGGAAUUUCAGUGGACUGUAGAGCUAGCUUUCCUGUGCUGCCAUCUCUGCUUCCAGAUACCCAGACCUGUCAGGGCCUCAGUGCUGUCCUGGAAAGAAAGCACUGUUGAGGGGUGAGCUGGGGGUGUGCUUGCUACUGUGGGAGAACAGUCUUCCUAGGCCUGGUUCCCCACAAUGCAUCACUUUAGAAGUUUUUUCAGAACAUAAUUAGAAGUAAUCCAUCCUAGUGGAAAUUGUUACAUUUCAAAUAACAAUUUAUUUUUAUUGGUCAAAUGUAUCAGCCUAAAAAAAGAAGCAAAGCAGUUCAGAGUAGCUUAAGAGGGAAGAGACAGGAGUCAAUCCGAAAAGCAUUGCUCAGUGCUGUCCUCUCUGCAGAGUCACAGACCUCAGACAGGAUGGGUUUGGAAGCUUCUCAUUGGGACAGGGCAACGUUUGUACCACAUCUGGAAGAGAGGAGGAGGAUGGUAAGACAGACUGCUUCAUGAAAGGCUGCUCUGCUGCUGCCCUCAAGCCCCUCUGAAGAUGCUGAGAAGAUCGGCUAACUUAUUUGACUGUGCAAAUAUGUUUGAUAGUUCCUUUUAUAUUUUCAUAAACUUACUUUUUCAGAUAGAGAAUUAGAGAGCUUCAUUUGUUCUUUGGAGUCUUAUUUCGUUGUACAUCACUACAGAUUUUUUUUUCACUUUAUAGCAAAAAUUUUUAAGUUGAGAUGACAUGGAAAAAAUAGCAGUUUGGGAUAUUUGCUAUUAUAAACCAAAUGUCAGGUUAAAUUACACGAAAGUGUCAGUUUCAACAUCUAAUAAGAUGUGAAGGGGUUUUUUUUAACAUAUAAAGUAAAAUUUUCUAACUUAAAUGCACAAGCAUAAAAAUCAAGUGUGUUUCUUUAGGUUUACUUCAUAGAAAUUUCUGUACAUUGUAUUUUGUAUUGCAGAGUGUUAUAUCACUGUCCAUUUAAACACAGGACUUCAUAGGUUUUGUUACUUGAAGUAGAAUAAAUAUCUACAGAGUU